Molecule: messenger RNA, 1411 nt
Organism: Microplitis mediator
Lineage: Eukaryota; Metazoa; Arthropoda; Insecta; Hymenoptera; Braconidae
Product: odorant receptor 46a-like
Exons: 5
Coding region: 131-1291 (386 amino acids)
Biological process (GO): detection of chemical stimulus involved in sensory perception of smell; sensory perception of smell
Cellular component (GO): plasma membrane
Molecular function (GO): olfactory receptor activity; odorant binding
Source: RefSeq, a predicted model, not a curated record
CUCUAUCCGCAAUUAUCUGUCAUCAGUCCUAGCGGCGACGAAUAUUUAAGUAGCAGAAAUAUAAAUGCAAGACAUAGGGUAAAAUUUCUUAGGGUCGUAUUCAUUUAUUUCCUUUAUCGUAUCAUCCACGAUGGAAAUUCUGCCAGAGUGUUUCUUCAUAUUUACGUGCACAGGUCUUUGGAAGCCUGCUGGCUGGACUGGAUACAAAUCGAUAGCCUACAAUGUGUACAGAUUCUUGAUGAUAUCUAUACCCAGUCUUUUUGUAAUAUCGGGAUUUUUGGACUUGCUUCUACUCACUACAGAUGUUUCUGAUAUAAGUGACAAUGUAUUUUUGGUACUCACUAUCAUGGUUGACUGUACAAAAAUGUUCAAUAUUAUUUUAAAUCGGAAUAAGAUUGCUUACAUCAUUGACUGCUUACAAAAUAAACCGCUCAGUCCUCAAGAUGAUGAGGAAAUAAUUAUUAAAAAUCGGUGUCAUCGGAUGAAUAGAUUUAUUACAUUUUCUUACUCAACAUUGACUGGAGUUGGAGUAAUUUUGUUCGUCCUUGGACAAUUAAUUGAAAAUGGACGGCAGAGUCUCCUGCCCUACAGAGGAUGGUUUCCUUACAAUUACUCGCAACCAGUAGUGUACUGGCUAACAGCUACACAACAAGGCUCAUCAAUAAUUAUUUGCGCGGCUGUGAAUGCUGCCUUCGACACUUUUUUUCCCGGGAUGAUGUUUCUCGUUUGUGCUCAAGUAAAUAUAUUCAAACAUCGUUUCAAACUUAUGUUGAAUACCCUCGAAAUAAAUAAUAAUAACAAUAACAACAUUGUUGACGAUGACUGCAAAAAAAUAAAUGAUCUAUUUGGAGAAUCCGUCAAACAUCACAAUUAUAUUGUCCAAUUGUUUAAUAAUAUAUAUAAUGUAUUUUCUGCUGUAAUAUUCGUCGAGUAUUCAGUGGGAUCAGUGAUUUUUUGUACGAGCAUUUAUCACAUGUCAUAUAUGAAAGUAAUGACUGUCGAAUUUGUGUCAAAUACUUUUUACGUCGGUACUAUGUUAUUGGAAAUAUUUUUGCUUUGUGUUUCUGCAAAUCAAGUGACAUUGGAGUUCGAGGAUCUCAAUACUGCAUUCUAUGAAAGCAAAUGGUUUGCAGUGAGCAAUAGCGCGCGAAAAUGUUUAAUAAUAAUGAUGAUAAGCGCUCAGAAACAUAUUACAUUUACAACUGGAUACAUUGUGACCCUCUCACUUGACUCAUUUACUAGUCUGGUUAAACUCUCAUACACAAUUUACAACGUUCUCCAACAAUCUUAGCUCACAAGUUAUUGAUAAAUAUUUAUUGUUGUCACAAAAAAAUUAGUAUAUGAUACAAAGAUUUAUUAUGUAUUUAAUUAAUGUAUGAAAUAUUAUUUUAUUUUUCUCUCACAAUUACUA